UCUGGUUCUCCCAAUCGGUGCGCUGCGCCGGCAAUUCAAACUGACAGCCGGUUGGAAAGGCAGAGAGAGCGGAAGAAGGAGCAAAAAAACGACGCGUUCGGUGACAGAGACCCCAGCGCCAGCUGAGCCCCCAAAGCGAUCUCUGCCCCGUCCCGCCAACCCCACCGCGCGCUCCGGAGCGGCCGCCCGGAGGGAGAUUUAAGGGGACCGCGGGGGGCACGAGGCAGAGCUAAGGGACUGGGGACCGAGAGAAACGGCGCGAGAGCCCGUCUGCACGCUGAGGGCUGGGGGCUGCUGGAGAGAAGGGAAGCGGGAGCUCGCGAGCGAGCAGAGCGGGGGAGGCUCCCGGGAGGACUGAGGACAACCAGGGGUCGUGGGAAAAGCUGAGGGGAUUUCUGGAUCCUGGGAAGAGGAGAAGGACUUCCAAAGACGAGGCGUGGUAGCAGGGACGCUUGGCCGGCGGUCGGAGCGGGAGGACUUGGAGAGCUCCGAGGGAGGGGAUUAGGAGGGGAGAUUUCUCCGGAAGGCGCGGCUGGAGAAAUCUUAGGGAAUUGCUCAAAGGGGCGGGGGCUGAAGCGUGGAGGAGCCUUUUAGCCUCCGGGCUGGGGAGCCGGCCGUAGAGAAGUUCCCGAGGCCCUUUGCAGCUCGCGCCUCCCCAGCUUCAAACCCCACUCCCUUCCCCGAGCGCCUCCUCAAUAAAUAUUACUUUUCACCUUCCCACGGGAAACAGAAAAGAACUCAUUUCCUUCCCAACCGAGGGCUUAGAAGAGCUCUAGACCUCGCGAUCUAAUUGUCAACCCCGGGGGAAUCAAACGAGCAAAGGGGCUGCUCUUGUCUCUCCUCUUUCAAAAUCCCACCCCGCAUCCUUCCCGGGACACCAUGUCUACCAGCACCUGUAGUUUCAAGGACCGGUGCGUGUCCAUCCUGUGUUGCAAAUUCUGUAAACAAGUGCUCAGCUCUAGGGGAAUGAAGGCUGUUUUGCUGGCUGAUACUGAAAUAGACCUUUUCUCUACAGACAUCCCUCCUACCAAUGCAGUAGACUUCAUUGGAAGAUGCUAUUUCACUGAAAUCUGCAAAUGUAAACUGAAGGACAUCGCAUGCUUAAAAUGUGGGAACAUUGUAGGUUAUCAUGUGAUCGUUCCAUGUUGUUCCUGCCUUCUUUCCUGCAACAAUGGACACUUCUGGAUGUUUCACAGCCAAGCAGUUUAUGAUAUUAACAGACUAGACUCUACCGGUGUAAACUUCCUACUGUGGGGCAACUUACCAGAGAUAGAGGAGAAUGCAGACGAAGACUCGUUAGAUAUCUCAGCGGAGGACUGGAUUCGAUGAAGGGGAGGGAUAAUGACGUGUAAUAUUCAGACUUUUUCCUAUUUAAAAUACAUAUUAAUGGAUUGACUUUAGAAGUAUUCGUAAGGAUUUAUUACUGGUUUCUCUUUUGGGGGGAAAAAUGAGACAUUUGUUGAUUUAUUUAUUUGCUAUCUCGGAUUCAUUACCUGAAUUUAAUUUGAGCCACUGUAAUUCUUUUCUUCUAUUGAUUCCUCUUCCUCUCUACAACUCUCCAUCCAGUAAAGGUGUAUUCUUAAAUUCAGACUGGAAAAGAUUAUUACAUGUGUCACUCAACUACCUCACAAUCUUGGGGAAUUUUUCUUACAAAUAGAUACCAGAUACUCUUAAUUUUACAUUCUUGAAUAAGGGGCGUUCGUACAUAUUCAUGUGUGUAUGUCAACCAAGCAUAUAUCUAUGGGUAUUACCAUGCAUACAUAUUUUUUUAAAGGAACCAGGCUGUUAGGUUUCCAUAGAUACUGGUUCUCCUGCGUUAUACUGGUGAAAACCCCUUAAAAUAGAGCAAGACUUUGUGAAUCAGCAAAUAGAAUAAGAUAAAAGUUGAAAAUCUAUGGAGAAAUCCUCUUCAUUCCUCAGCACGAUGUUAGAUAAAUGAAUUCAGCACAACAGUAUGUAACAGUAUGUAAACAGUAUGUAUACCAACAUUAUUUACAUUCUUCUAGAGUCAUAAGGUUAUUGUGUUAUAAAAGCAGAUCAACUAAACCUCCAUCUUAAAAUUAUUCUCUUCUCUCGGACUUUCUCUGCAAAUAGCAAACUUUAAAUGAGCAGUCUCAGUUCCAACUCUUAAAUAGAAAAAAACUAAAGAAGGGUUUUUCUUAAGCCAUUGUAUGUUAUAAAGAGAAUUUUGUUUUUGUUUUAAGCUGCAUUCAGAGCCACACAGAAAUGGGAAACCGGGAUGGUGUUGGAUUGUGAUUUUAGCAAUACCUCAGCUGUAGGCAUUUUGUUAAUAGUGGUACCAAAACAGUCUAAG
Messenger RNA from Neogale vison (American mink), 2314 nucleotides. RefSeq names its product family with sequence similarity 72 member A (gene RUMY1). The record is from RefSeq and is a predicted model, not a curated record. Gene Ontology annotation, cellular component: cytosol. Bases 880 to 1329 code for a protein of 149 amino acids. The transcript has 4 exons. NCBI's taxonomy places the organism in Eukaryota, Metazoa, Chordata, Mammalia, Carnivora, Mustelidae.